Pundamilia nyererei is the source of this 930-nucleotide messenger RNA. It is a transcript of the gene cks2, whose product is annotated as CDC28 protein kinase regulatory subunit 2. Lineage: Eukaryota; Metazoa; Chordata; Actinopteri; Cichliformes; Cichlidae. Gene Ontology annotation, molecular function: cyclin-dependent protein serine/threonine kinase regulator activity. Bases 178 to 408 code for a protein of 76 amino acids. The transcript has 3 exons. The record is from RefSeq and is a predicted model, not a curated record.
CUGCUUUGACCAAUCAGGGGAGUGCGGGUAACCGUUGGGGUUUGAAUCAUCCCCAGAAAACAGCGGCAGAUGACAGUAGUUCGUUGAGCUUGUAGAUACUGCUAGCGAACAUAUUUGGUUCACAUUAUCCAAUAUCAGCUCUUUGAAGCUCAGUUUUGUUGCUUUUGUCAACUGAAAAUGUCGAAAAAACAGAUUUUCUAUUCUGACAAGUACACCGAUGACGACUUCGAGUACAGGCAUGUUGUGCUUCCUAAGCAGCUGUCCAAACUGGUGCCCUCCUCCCACCUGAUGACAGAAGAAGAGUGGAGAGGACUUGGAGUCCAACAGAGCCAGGGCUGGAUUCACUACAUGAUCCAUAAACCAGAGCCACACAUACUGCUUUUCAGAAGGCCUCUCCCAAAGGAUUAAAGGGGAAGCUGUCUGUUAAAAUACCUGCUAUCUCCUCUGCUGAUAUGUAUUGUCUUUCGAUCCUAUAUCUGUCCUGCACAUAAAUCUAUAUGUGUUGUGAUAUAUUGUGUAGAUGCCCUGUAGUUUUGUGUGUAUAUAUUUUUGUGUUUCUUCAUUCAAAUUUCCUCAGUUUUUAGAGGUUAUGAGAGACAAAAAUGUCUUGUUUUCACUGUGAAUGAUAACUUAAAACAAUUUGAAGGUGGAAGUUUGCCUGUCAAUUGUACAAUUUAACAAAAAAUUUUUAUCUUUAGGUGUAAUGUUGUCAAGACUGAUCUAUUUACUUAAUGGCCAUAUGAGCAUAUGAUUUUAUUUUGCUCAAACCAAUGACAUCCCUAACAUUUUUGUUAAAACAUUUCUUGAUAAUUCCUUGAAUGUAUGUAUUUUAUGUGCAUAUGUUAUUUCUCGAUAUACAUUUGGCUCUCCGUUAUGGUUGAUUUGUCAAGUUCUUUGAUACUGGACAAAUAAAAUAUGCUAAUUCCUUAA